Messenger RNA from Colias croceus (clouded yellow), 11709 nucleotides. It is a transcript of the gene stan, whose product is annotated as protocadherin-like wing polarity protein stan. Lineage: Eukaryota; Metazoa; Arthropoda; Insecta; Lepidoptera; Pieridae. The record is from RefSeq and is a predicted model, not a curated record. The transcript is spliced from 55 exons. Gene Ontology annotation, cellular component: plasma membrane. Gene Ontology annotation, biological process: G protein-coupled receptor signaling pathway; homophilic cell-cell adhesion; cell surface receptor signaling pathway. Gene Ontology annotation, molecular function: G protein-coupled receptor activity; calcium ion binding. The coding region runs from base 240 to 10598 and encodes 3452 amino acids.
GUGUGGGAGUUGACUUAUGUUGAGCGAAGUUAUUGUUUGGAACACGCGAUGUAUUAAAUAAUACAAUAUAUGUGUGAGUGAUUUAAUAUUUUGUGUUUUCUGUGUAGUGUUUAUGAGUGAACUUAUUUGAGUGUAACGGACAAUUUUCAACUGAUAAGAACAAUAGCUGGAAAUCAUCCACGAUGGGCCACCACAUACGAAGAACGAGGCGUAGGUGUUGCAGGUGAACAAGCCUAGCAAUGACGCGGUGGGCGCACGCGGUGUUGACGGCAUUGCUGCUGUCAGCCGCCCGCGCCUACCUCAUCCUUAUUCCCGAUACAGCUCCACCAGGCCACACCGUCAUAGAUGCCGCUGUCUACAAACUUGGCUCCGAACGAACGUACACCAUCGAUGUCCACCGCACCGCUAACUUCGUCCAUCACAUCCUACGAGUCAACCGGACAACUGGACUCGUUACCCUUCGCAAGCGGUUAAGAUGUGACGGCGUACUUUACCCCAACCUCUUCACAUUCUACGUCGACUCUACCUCCGAACGCAUCAGAGAUAUAGACUACUAUAGCUUGCCAAUUAGAAUCUUAAUAGUAGGCGACGACUGCAGCAGGAGACGCGCUGACUUGUAUGACAUUGAUUUCGAUCGAGUCUACGAUCAGGAUGACUCUGCGAUGCAGUAUGAAGACGAGCACAUUAGAGAUAAAAGAGAAGUAAUAUAUCACGAGAGUAUAGACUGGAGAUUAUUAGAAGAAAAUGAAUUGGGCUCUAGUCAAAUUAGUGUUCUGUCCACCGCCGAUCCCUGGUCUAGCAAUAUGUUUGAAGAUUACGUUGCUAGAAAUAGAAGUAGGCGAAAACGAUCUCUAUUAGUACCCUUUGAUAUGUCUGUAGAUAUUAAGAUUGCGGAGGCUAAGCAGUGGAUAUCAGAGACGUAUGCGAGCUUCUCAAUACCGACCACGGAUAGAUGGCAAGGGAUAUGCUUGAAGAAGUCACAGUUUGUGAAUUCCUUGACGGCAUUUUUGCCACGGACGGUUCAAAAAAUGUGUAAAGUGCAAUUUUUAGAUGUUAGUGAUCCAAGAUUUGUUAUAGAGAGUAGCCAAGGAGAUUUGGUUGCAAGUAAUGAUGUGUGUAUCCAAGAACCGAUGUGGAAAGUCUCUGUAUUAUUUACAUUCAAUUGUGAUCGAACAAAUAUUAUUGACUCUGACCAUCGACUGAAAAUUGUGUAUCACCACCAGGAGCUAAAUGAUACAGAUAUAGCGAGAAGAGUCAAAAGGGAAUUGAGGAAUCAAUCUCCUUACUUCGAGCAGGCAUUAUAUGUAGCAUCAGUGGCUGAAGAACAGCCACCUGGUGUUAUUGUUACAACUGUGAGAGCCCGCGAUCCAGAAAACAGUCCAGUCACGUACUCCAUGUCAAGCCUGCUGGAUUCGCGUUCAGCGGGCAUGUUCGCAGUGGACACCCGAACUGGGGUGGUCACCACGCAAGCCAGGCUAGAUAGGGAGAGGCUAGACGUGCACUACUUUAGAGUGGUGGCGCAGGACGAUACGUUCCCACCGAGGAGUGGUACUACCACUUUACAGAUUAACGUAUUGGAUUGCAACGACCACUCGCCAGUGUUUGAAAUGCAGCAAUAUGAAGCAUCCGUGAGAGAAGGGGCCAGUCCUGGAACUACUGUCCUUACCUUGAAAGCUACCGACCAAGAUAUCGGCAAAAACUCAGAGGUGGAAUACUCAAUAGAUUCCGUAACAGCCGACAUUUUGAACCCCGAAGACAAUGAUUCCAUAGAUACAAAAGAAAUAGACGCUCAAGACAUAUUCCGAGUAGAUGGUCGAAGUGGCGCCUUACUAACCAGAGCAUCUUUGGAUAGAGAAAAAGUUUCUAGAUAUACUGUGGUUGUUAAAGCCACGGAUCAGGCUAGCCCAGUGGCUGAUAGGUUAUCUAGCAGUGCAACAAUCCACGUGAAUAUUUUAGACGACAAUGACAACUACCCACAGUUUAGCGAAAAAACAUACACCGUCACUGUGGAUGAAGACAUCAGUGUCGCUGACAACCCUAUUGUUGCGAGAAUCAAAGCAAAAGACUACGACAUAGGCGCGAACGCAGCUAUCCGCUAUGCCAUUAUUGGCGGGAACACACAAAUGCAGUUCUCUAUAGACAGUCUGAGUGGGGAUGUGUCGCUUGUCAAACCCCUUGACUACGAACAAGUCAGGAGCUACCGACUCGUGAUUAGAGCUCAAGACGGUGGAAGUCCCUCCAGGUCGAACACUACACAGCUUCUCGUCAAUGUUAAGGAUGUGAACGAUAACUCGCCGAGAUUCUAUACUUCGCUUUUCCAGGAGUCAGUUAGCGAGAGUGUGCCUGUUGGUUAUAGUAUUGUUAGGGUACAAGCCUACGACGCGGAUGAGGGUGUGAACGCCGAACUAACAUACAACUUGAGCGAUAAGGAAUAUAACGGUAACACUGAGCUGCCGAUCACUAUCGACCCGAGAUCCGGGUGGGUUUACACCUCGGGGACUUUGGAUAGAGAAGUGCAGUCUAAAUAUCAGCUACAAGUAACAGCAACAGACAACGGCACACCACCUCGAUCAGCUACAGCAUCCGUAGUAGUGGUCGUACAAGAUGUCAAUGAUAAUGACCCAGUAUUUGCGCCCGCACAGUAUGAUGUGGAACUUGCUGAAGAUGAACCGCCUGGCACUCCGGUGGUUACUGUAACUGCUACUGAUGCUGAUGAGGAUAAUCGGUUACAUUACGAGAUAACAGGCGGCAAUACGCGCGGCCGUUUCUCCAUAACAUCACAAAAUGGCCGCGGUCUCAUCACAGUGGCUCAACCACUUGACUUCAAACAGGAAAGGCGAUAUGUCCUUACAGUCACUGCUACUGAUUCUGGAGGAAGAUCCGAUACAGCCAUGGUUCAUAUUAAUAUAACUGAUGCUAAUAAUUACGCGCCUGUUUUUGAAAACGCUCCGUAUACCGCUUCAGUAUUUGAAGAUGCUCCAGUAGGUACAACAGUUCUUGUAGUGUCAGCAACAGACAGUGAUGUGGGAGUAAAUGCCCAAAUAACAUAUACAUUAACUUCAGAAAUAUCUAACGAAGCUGUAGCGCAUCAUGAACAGGAAUUCCUUAUAAAUCCACAAACUGGUGCUAUUACUACUAAUAAAUUGCUGGAUAGAGAAACUAUGAGUGGAUAUUUACUAACGGUAACAGCAAGAGAUGGUGGAGUACCGGCAUUAUCUGAUACUACUGAUGUGGAAAUUUCUGUUGUUGAUGUUAAUGACAAUGAGCCUGUGUUUAAACAACAGCUGUAUACAGCCACUAUAAUGGAAGAUGCUUUAGUUGGUACCUCAGUAACUCAAGUGGCUGCAACAGACGCGGACGUAGGUCUCAACGGUCGGGUGCACUAUGAACUAGAUCCAAAAGAUCGGGAAGAAGGAUCAUUUGUUAUAGAUCCAGCGUCUGGAGUUAUUAGAACUAAUAAGGCAUUGGAUCGCGAAUCGGUAGCGACUUAUGAUUUGAAAGCGCUGGCUGUUGAUGGAGGUUCACCUCCGCAGAGUUCUACUGUAAUAGUCCACAUAAAAAUCGAGGACAUAAACGAUUCUCCGCCAGUAUUUUCAAGCGAUUGUCUCACAUUCUACAUCCCAGAGAACAGUCCGAUCGGCACCACUGUGGGAGAGAUAUAUGCUAAUGAUCCGGAUGAAGGCGCUAAUGCUGUUGUGCAUUAUUCUAUUAAAGGCGGAGACGAUUCAAACAGCUUCUCUCUUGAAACACGGCAAGGUUCAGACAAAGCAGAACUAGUGACAAUGGUAGAUUUGGACUAUGAGAGUCCUCGGAAGAAAUACGAACUCGUGAUUCGAGCAGCAAGUCCGCCAUUGUGGAAUGACGUCAGAAUAGAAAUAAUGGUCACAGAUGUGAAUGAUAAUGCGCCCAUGAUGAAGGAUUUCCAAGUGAUCUUCAAUAAUUAUAAGGAUUGCUUUCCUGUGGGACCGUUUGGACGCGUUCCGGCUUAUGAUGCUGAUGUUUCGGAUAAGCUACAAUAUCGCAUAUUAUCAGGAAAUAACGCGAAUCUGGUUCUAUUGAACGAAACUUCCGGUUCGAUGACGCUCUCACCACAGCUGAAUACUAAUGUACAGAAAUUGGCUACUAUGGAAAUCUCGGUCACAGAUGGAGUAAACGAAGUGAAAGCAAUGAUGCAACUGCUAGUCCGACUCAUAACAGAAGACAUGUUGUUUAACUCCAUCACAGUGCGUUUAAACGACAUGACGGCUGAGAGAUUCCUGUCUCCACUACUGGGCUUCUUUAUAGAUGGACUUGCAGCUAUUAUACCUUGUCCUAAGGAGAAUAUUUAUAUAUUUAGUAUACAGGACGACACAGACGUAUCCGGCAACAUUCUGAACGUAUCCUUCUCAGCGCGUCGUAGUGCGGGUGAAUCGGAAAAAGAUCCCUUCUACUCGCCUACGCACUUGCGCGAGCGAGUUUACUUGCACCGCACUACACUAGCUAGACUUGCUACUGUACAGGUACUUCCAUUCGAUGACAACGUAUGUGUCCACGAACCUUGCCUCAACUUCCAAGAGUGUCUCACUGUACUCAAGUUUGGAAACGCUUCUGGCUUUAUAAACAGCGAUUCAGUUUUAUUCAGACCUAUUUAUCCUGUGACGACAUUCACUUGUCAGUGCCCUAAAGGAUUUACAGGUUCCCGGGAACACUACAUGUGCGACACUGAAGUAGAUCUAUGCUAUUCAUCUCCAUGCGUGAACAACGGGACUUGUAUCAGACGAGAGGGAGGAUAUACUUGCGUCUGCCCUGCUGGAUUUACAGGCGAGAACUGCGAGACGAUCUUAACAAAAGCUACUUGCGAUCUCAACGACGGGUCACUUUGCCGUAGUGGGUCACAAUGCGUGGCUCGGCGUGAAGGCGGUAUCUUGUGCCAGGGCUGCUCUAUUGAUGAGCUUUAUACUACGCCCAUGUGUGAGCUUAGUGCUAGGAGCUUCCCGCCAACUUCAUUCUUGACAUUCCCGGGCAUUAAAAAGCGGCAUCGGUUCCAUUUGAAGUUGAGAUUCGCAACCCAAUCCACGUCCGGUCUCCUCUUGUACAACGGGCGAUACAACGAGCGGCACGACUUCAUCGCGCUAGAAGUAGUAUCGAGUGUGGGUCGCGGGGGAACCGGGCUGCGGUUCAGUUUCGCGUUAGGAGGAGCAAGGGCAGAGGUCACUGUGGAGGGGAACGUGGCUGAUGGAGAAUGGCAUAGUGUGCAAGUGGAUUAUUAUAACCGGACAGCAACAAUGAUCCUAGAUGAUUGUGAUAAAGCGUUAUCAUUGGCUGGAGCAGCGGAAUUCGGUGUCAAGUAUGCAUGCGCAAACUUUACUAGAAAAAUAUUGCCACCUCGCUGCGAUAUUCCUACCGAAACUUGCCACAGGUUCCUGGACCUCACUGGCCCGCUUCAGAUCGGCGGCUUGCCGAACAUACCGUCCAGUUUCCAAGUCAAGAAUAAGGAUUUUGUUGGAUGCAUCGCGGACCUGUAUAUUGACCACAAGUUUAUCGAUCUAAACAGCUACGUAGCAGACAACGGCACGGUAGCGGGCUGCCCGCAGAAGCGCUCGCAGUGCAGCAGCGCGCCGUGCUACAACGGCGCCGCGUGCCGCGACCUGUGGGACACGUUCCUGUGCGACUGUGCUGAGGGCUACACGGGCAAGGACUGCGCCGAGUCCACCGCACCACCUUGGCGGUUCAGCGGCGACGGUUCCCUCUCAUUCAACCCGCUGCUCCGCCCCAUACAACUGCCGUGGCUCAACGCGCUGUCCGUGCGCACGCGGCAACGAGACGCCUUCCUUAUGUCCGUGCAAGUUGGACAGAACAGCUCUGUGUUGCUCACUCUAAAAUCCGGACUUCUCCACUACGCCUACAAUGGAGAAACCAUGUUCCUACCAUCCACCACGUUAGCUGAUGGCGAAUGGCAUCGCAUAGAAAUCAAAUGGCUCGGUACUGAUAUAUCAGUUACCAUCGACUAUGGACUCAGAAACGCGUUGCUGCCGAUGCUUGCCAAUAAGAUACAAGGACAGUAUAUUGGCAAGAUACUCAUCGGUGGACCAGAUACUACAGCUGGGAUUUUGUCAUCGGAUGUGGGAUAUUUUGAAGGAUGUAUUCAGGAUGUUCGUGUGGGCACAGCACAGUCAUUGCUGAAUAGACCAACAGUGAGAGAAAAUGUCAGAGACGGUUGUCAAUCUAGAUCAGAUUGCAUGCUGUCUAUAUGUCCACCUUAUAGCAAAUGCAUAUCCACCUGGGACAGCACAGAAUGCGAGUGCGAGCGCGGCCGCGUGGGCCCGCAGUGCGUCGCCGCGUGCGAGCUGCGCCCGUGCGGCGACCACGCCACUUGCGUGCCUGAUGAUUCACCGCGUGGGUACACGUGUAGCUGCCAUGUAGGGUAUACUAUGAGCGAGGGUGAAUGUAUAGAAGAGCACACGCAAGCGCAGUGCCCGGGUGGGUGGUGGGGCGCGCGCACUUGCGGUCCGUGCGACUGCGACGCUGCGCGCGGCUUGCAUCCGUACUGCGCGCAGGACACUGGCCUCUGCCAUUGCAAGGACAACCACUACCGGCCCGAAGGCUCGUCCGCGUGCAUCCCGUGCCAGUGCUACGCAGCGGGCUCAGCGAACAGCUCGUGCGGCGCGCGCGGGCAGUGCGCGUGCCGCCGCGGGGUCAUCGGCCGCGCGUGCGACUCGUGCGAUAAUGUGUACGCGGAGGUCACGCCCAAUGCGGGCUGUAUGGUUGUGUAUGAUGGAUGCCCAAAAUCCUUUGCGGCUGGAGUAUGGUGGCCACGAACUAAAUUUGGGAUAGAAGCCAUCACAGACUGUCCACCAGGGUCCAGUGGAAAAGCAACAAGAAUGUGCGAUGAAAGCCAAGUAAUACCAUGGCAAGAACCAGAUACGUUUAAUUGUACCACAUCUACGUUCUAUCAGUUACGAAAACAGCUGCACAAAAUAGAGACAGGAGAACUAACAAUGAACACAUUUGUCGGAGUACGUCUAGCUGAAGAUUUAUCUAGUGCGUGUGCAAACACAGAACGCUUGUACGGUGCAGAUAUUCUGGUCACUGAAGGGAUACUACUAGAACUGAUACAGUAUGAGUUGCGACAAGCUGGAUUGAACCUUACUCACAGUCAGGAUAAGGACUAUGUUCGGAAUAUAAUAACAUCAUCGAACACGAUCCUAAACUCGCAAUACCAAAGGGAAUGGCGCCGCAUCAGUGAGCUAACUGGUCGGGGUUCUGAACAUUUAAUGCAACAGUUCGAUAAGUACAUCUCAGUACUUGCUGAGAGUCAGCACGAUACGUAUACUAAUCCGUUUGAAAUCGUUACCAGUGAUAUGGUAAUCGGCGUGGACAUAGUAACAGCGGAAUCCAUAUACGGCUUCGAGCCAACCCAACUAAGCCGUUUCAAUAUCGACUCGUACACAACAGAGCGAGUAGUUCUACCCGACACAUCAUCCUUCAUACACUCUCCCAUACAAACUACUGGAUAUUAUGGAAUUAACAAAUCCAAAAGCAAGAAACCGUCCAGUCCCACCGUUUCGUUCCCAAAGUAUAAUAAUUACGUGAAGAGUAAAAACAAGUUCGAUAAGUAUUCGAGAGUUCUGCUGCCUUUGGAUUUGAUUGGGAUAAAUAAUGUUCAAGAUAACUUAGAGACAAUGUACGAAUCCCGCGCAGUAUUUUCCUACCUCCAAUACUCAAGGAACACAUCACAGUUAAUGCCGUUGCGUAUGGAUGAAUCCGUCAGUAGACGAUGGGGAGUUAAUAUCACCAUAGGGUCUCCUAUUCUACAAGUUUCUUUAUUUGUACCUGAAUACGUUUGGAUAAAAGAGUCCAAGGAAGUAGAGGAUACUUCUGAUAAUAAUGUAGAAGAUAUGGAUGGAAUAACAUAUGUCAACAAAGGUCAUCCACAUCCCACCCAAGUUAACAAUCAUAAUAGCAAUAGCAACAAAAAUCCUUGGGGAUCUACUGAUGAAAAUGGCAAUCAAGACAACCACGGCCCAGUAGUUAUUCAACCAGCUUUCAAAAAACAAGAAAAAUCGUCCUACACAGACGAUAAUUUGCAAGAAAACGAAUCCACAUUUAUGGCAGAGAAACUAGAAAGCCAACCUCAAGCAAUGGCGUUAACUAUAGAUCAAAAUGAUGUUAAAAACAAAGAUAGCAAUAUAACCAAAGAUACCGAUAAAAAGUUAGUGUAUAAAAGUCUGAACGGAAUAAGACUGAAGAAGCCAAUAAGGUUGCAAAUGUGGUUAGAUAUAAAUAGAGAAACGUUCGGCUCGAGAACGAAUCCGCAAUGUGUUCAUUGGUCAACUCUACGAGGGACGGGCGAAUGGUCUCGUGUUGGAUGUCACACAGAGAUAGACUACAACUGGUCUCCAUAUUCUAAUGAUCCGCUUCUUAUCAACUGUACAUGCAACCACCUCUCUACCUUUGCUGUUUUGGUCGACGAAGUUGAUAUAGAGUUCAUUCCAGAACCAUCUCUUCUAGAAUCAGUGACGUCAUACACAGGGUUCAGUAUAUCGCUCCCACUACUGCUUUGCACGUGGGCGGCGUUGUCGCUUAUGCGUGGCGGUGCGGCAACAGUGUCCAACUCUAUACAUAAACAUUUGAUAUUCUGCGUGUUUAUGGCGGAGUUGUUGUACCUUAUAGCGUUAAAAGCAAGGAAUACAUUGGUACAGAACGAGUUCCUCUGCAAGGUAACAGCGAUGUCGCUCCACUACUGGUGGGUGUCCGCGCUGGGCUGGGCCGCGUGCGACGCGUGGCAGGUGCGGCGGCUAGUGCGCGAGGUGCGCGACGUGAACCACGGGCCGCUCGCGCCGCACCUCGCGGCCGCGUAUGCCGCGCCGGCCGUCGCGCUGGCGCUGGCUGCGGCGCACCACCAGCACCAGUAUGGGAACGCGCUCUUUUGCUGGGUGAGCUGUCACGAAGCAGUAGUAUGGUGGGUGGUAGUACCGGCGGGCGCGUACGCGCUGGCCGCCGUCGUACUGCUUGCGGGCGCCACGCGUGCUGCCUUCACUGUACGAGACCAUGUUAUUGGCUUUGGGAAUCUGAGGAUGUUACUCGCCGUGAGCAUAAUCUGCCUGCCCCUCCUGUGUGGUGCGUGGGCAAGUGCGCUGAUCCUGGGCAGCGAGGCGGGCGGGCGGCGCGCGGCGCUGAGCUCGCUGCUGGCGGCCGCCGUCGCGCUGCACGCCGCGGCCGCCGCGCUCGGGUACAUCGCGUUCAACGUGCGCGUGCGGGACAACCUCAAGCGGUCGGUACUUAGAUGUCUUGGAAAGAAAGUUCCGCUCGCUGAUACUUCAGUUAUCAUCAGCACUAGUGCACAAAAUCUAUCACAUACAAACCGAUCUUCACUGGCAUACCACAGUGGUACGGAAGCACGGCAACUCCGUAACAUUGGUAUUUCAGCAUCUUCUACAACGUCUCGAUCAACUACGAAGACUAGCUCUAGUCCUUACAGUAGAAGCGAUGGCCAACUGCGCCAUACAAGCACGUCGACUUCAAACUACAACACUAGCGCCAGUGACAUGCCGGCUUACUUGAGAGGCUUUGAUUCAUCUCUGCAUCAUAGCAAGAGGAAAGAUGAUCGUCGCCGCCGUCGCAAGGACGCGGAGCCCACGUCCCACGGCACAGAGAACACGGACAGCGACAGCGAGGCCAGCGCGCGGAGCCUCGAGCUCGCGUCCAGCCACUCGUCGGACGAUGACGAGACCAGCACCAGACGGUCUUCCCACCCGCCCUCUGCUACUAGAGAGCGUGGCAGUAGUGCGGGCAACAGCUUCCUUCCCAACAUCACGGAGGGCGCGCCGCUGGGAACGCCGUCACGGUGGCCACAACAUAUGAGAGAAGGAGAAUCCCGCGACUCGCACAACCCGCACGAGUCCCGUGAGUGGUCGGACUCGCGGUCCCCAGUAGCUCUUCCCGACCCCGACCUCACGUCCGACGUGUUCUUGCGCUCACGGCUCAAGCCCUCCAUACUGGAGAACGUGCACGACACAUAUGUGGCGAGUGUGGACGCGUCGAGACUGCCGCUGGAUAAUAGAUACGGCAUGAUGGAAGACGAGCUAAUGUAUGGGGUGCUCCCCACCGAAACUGACAAACAGACUCCCUACGAUCCUUCCUACCCCCUAUCGCCCAAUCUGUACCGUCUCCCAUACGGUUCCAAGACCUAUCUCUCCUCUAGAACAUCAGACUAUGGGUAUAGUCCUACCAAAUACUUAAACACAGACGUAUACGGCUCCCGCGACGGAACUCAUGAAGGAUACGCAAGGGAGCACGAAGGAUAUCCAAGGGAUUUCAGGGAUUCGGGAAUAGCGACUAUGCUGAAGAACGAUUAUCAAAGGAAAAUGGAGUAUGGGGAGUACGCGGAUAGGAUGUCUGACGGAUCGGAAAAACACCACCCGCAUGAUAAAUAUCACUUCCCGUAUACUGCUGAGGAGGACCACAUAAACAUGCGCGGCAUCAACCACUCGCCGCAAGUCCCUAGUAGUGAUAGUAACGCAGCUGACGGUCAACAACAAAUGGGAGCGCCCCUAGCGAGCAUGGGGGAAACUAGCGAGAAAUCUACUACUGAAGACGACGCUGAAACAAGAGUAUAAGACUACAUAGUACAAGAUUUCCAAUGAAUCUCAAUUAUUUUAGUAAUUUAUUUGUAUUUUGUACACAUAAUGCAUUAAUUUUAAUAAUAUUAGUUACAAAUAAUUAUUUUAGCUAUCAUUUUUAAAGACUGUCGCAAUAUCCCCACGGACACUGCCAUAGUGUAUGUCUAGCUUAAUUAGUGUCUAUUGUUUAUGGUUAUAAAAAAGUUGCUGCUAAGAAAAUUAUUAACAUUUUUUUUAAGAUCAUCUAAAAACAAUUUUAUUGGAAUUUGAAAAUAUUUAUCGAAUCAAAUUAUAUAAAUUAAAAUUAUAUUAUAAUUAUUAUGUUAAUAUCCAAAGUCAAAUGUGUAAAUAAUUUUAAUGCUAAGUAUUAUAAGUGUAAAGAUAAGCUAUUUUUGUAUAAGACACCAAAAGAUAGAUAAUGUUUAGUAACAGGUUCACCUUAGGCACUUGUAGUAUAAUAAUUAUUAUUGUAUAACAUCGAGCAUCACAACAUACAAUCAAGUCUAUAAUUGUAUUAAAAGUAUUCAAAUAAUAGUUUUCUAUUACUCUUUCUUUGUAUAUAAUUACGUAAAUAGGAGUGUUGUGUGCAUUUUUAACGUUUUACGAAGAGUCCACCUAUUUUGUAAAUACUUAGACUUUUACACAUUGUAGAAAUAAAUUAAAUAGGUAAAUAUUAAAAGCUUUAUUUAUGUAGUAUGAAUAAUUUUGCCAUAGUAGUUGAGUCGGUAGUACCUAUAAUAAGAACAUUAUGUACUCUCUAUUUUAUAAUAUUAUUAGAGAGAGAUAUUAAAAUUAUCAUUGCUUUAGCAUUGAUUUUAAGUAUCUACAAAAAAUUAUAUGUGAGAACUUGGUGAGAACUAAUUUUGAUACUAUUUGGCCUGCUCAAGUAUUCGAAUUCUAUAAUAUUUAUUUGAAUGUGAGAAUAUUCAACGUAUGCUUUUAUUGCGCUGGCAAGAAAUAUUGCUCUUUCGAACUUCUUUUGAAAGUUUUAAACAAUCCUCUAAAAUUGUUAGCAUAAUAAUUACCUACGUACCUACACUAUCUCUCUGAAAUUGUUUUAGAGGUACAAAUACACAUUCCAUUUUUUAUAAAAAUAAAUAUUUUAUUG